CUGAGGGCGUCGGUUGUUAUUGCGGUGGCCGCCUUCAUCCUGGAUUAGCUGUUGAGUAACGCGUGGUUGAAUUUUCUUUUGCAUAAAACAUAUAUAGGGUUCUUGACAUUGGGCGAUUUAGGGUUUGCUACUUGGCGUGCAUCCUUGUUUGGUCACUGGGGACAGAGGUUCUUAAAAUCUUGAAGGUGUCUUAACUGAUUUGAUGGGAAACAGCAAUUCUAGUCCUAGGGCUGAGGAGGGGAGAUGGAGACAAUCUUCAAUGACUGGAACCAAUUCUGCGUCUGGUUGGCAUCAUGAUCAACAUACCCAGUCAACUUAUUCCCAAUAUGCUCAGAACUACCCUGUGCAGCAUCCCUAUCCAGCACCAGGCGUUUAUCCACCUGUGGAUCAGUAUCCUGCACCUCAAAAUUAUGGAAAUCCUUCACAAUCUUAUGCUCCUCCGACCAGACCACAUGCACCACAAAAGAAGCUUGAUAGGAGGUAUUCAAGGAUUGCUGACAACUAUAAUUCGUUAGAAGAGGUGACUGAAGCUCUUGCACGUGCUGGUCUUGAGUCGUCCAACCUGAUUGUUGGAAUUGAUUUUACUAAGAGCAAUGAAUGGACAGGCAAGAGGUCAUACAAUGGUAGAAGCUUACAUCACAUUGGGAGUGGCCUAAAUCCAUACGAACAAGCAAUAUCAAUUAUUGGGAAAACCUUGGCGGCCUUUGAUGAUGAUAAUUUGAUCCCUUGUUUUGGAUUUGGAGAUGCAAGCACACAUGAUCAGGAUGUGUUCAGUUUCUAUCCUGAUGGAAAUUUUUGCAAUGGAUUUGAAGAAGUCUUGAGCCGAUACAGAGAAAUUGUUCCAAAUCUGAGACUGGCAGGUCCAACAUCAUUUGCACCAAUAAUUGAAAUGGCUACAACUAUUGUCGAGCAGAGUGGAGGCCAGUAUCAUGUUCUAUUGAUCAUUGCAGAUGGGCAGGUUACAAGAAGUGUUGAUACUGAAAAUGGCCAUUUAAGUCCUCAAGAGAGGAAAACUGUUCAAGCAAUUGUUGAGGCUAGCAAGUUCCCAUUGUCUAUUAUCUUAGUUGGAGUUGGAGACGGCCCCUGGGACACAAUGAGAGAAUUUGAUGACAACAUCCCUGCUCGUGAUUACGAUAAUUUCCAGUUUGUCAAUUUUACUGAGAUUAUGUCCAAAAACACUCAUCAAUCUCGAAAGGAAACAGAGUUCGCUCUGUCAGCAUUGAUGGAAAUUCCAUCUCAGUAUAAAGCAACAAUGGAGCUUAAUUUGUUGGGCGGAAGGAGAGGGAACGCCCCGGAACGAAUUGCCCUUCCACCUCCCAUCUAUGGUACAGGUUUUGGCUCUGGUUCAAAACCCUCACGUGCAACUACCUUUAAGCAGAGCUAUGAGUCAUUUCAUGAGCACCAUGUUCCAAAGGAUGAAGCUCCUUCUGCCCCUAGUUCCAAUUAUGAGCACCAGGUUUGCCCAAUCUGCCUUACCAACCCCAAGGAUAUGGCUUUCGGCUGUGGUCAUCAGACAUGCUGCGAAUGUGGCCAAGACCUUCAAUCGUGUCCAAUAUGCCGCAGUCCAAUAGUGACCAGAAUAAAGCUCUAUUAAGUUGCAUGCCCAAGUUUCUUUUGCGUCAUUUUCAGCUUGAAUCAAUUAUUGGAUGUGCAUAUGCCAUAGCUAGCUUGGAUUCUUUGUUCUGGUGCCUUGUAAAGAAUUUUACCUCAUUUGCAAUUGUUUGGCAUGUUUAUUCUUUUGGGAGCCCUGUAAAAAGUGCCGUUGGAACCUAAACCUGAAAUAACAUGGUAGAUGUUUUACCAUGAGCAA
Andrographis paniculata is the source of this 1810-nucleotide messenger RNA. RefSeq names its product E3 ubiquitin-protein ligase RGLG2-like. The transcript is spliced from 12 exons. Lineage: Eukaryota; Viridiplantae; Streptophyta; Magnoliopsida; Lamiales; Acanthaceae. Gene Ontology annotation, molecular function: ubiquitin protein ligase activity. Bases 203 to 1594 code for a protein of 463 amino acids. Gene Ontology annotation, biological process: protein K63-linked ubiquitination. The record is from RefSeq and is a predicted model, not a curated record.